Molecule: messenger RNA, 1047 nt
Organism: Malania oleifera
Lineage: Eukaryota; Viridiplantae; Streptophyta; Magnoliopsida; Santalales; Ximeniaceae
Product: thylakoid lumenal 15 kDa protein 1, chloroplastic
Exons: 7
Coding region: 28-633 (201 amino acids)
Cellular component (GO): chloroplast thylakoid
Source: RefSeq, a predicted model, not a curated record
UUCAUAUUUUUCAUUGCCAGCGAAAAGAUGGCUCUUCUCAACGUUACCUUUUCUUCCCAACUCCCUCCACAAACACUUGUCUCCUUCGCCAUUCCUAAGCCUCGCUUCUCUUCUUCCUCUUCCGCAUGCUAUCGUGCGCCCCAGGGCCUGAAGCAGCUCGAAGCCCCUCGCAAUCUUGUGUUCUCUCUCGUAGAUUCCUUUGCCAAGGCAAGCCUGCUUGUUGCUCUCUCUUCCGAUCUCUUCUUCGUUGACCCCGCCCUCGCAUUUAAGGGAGGAGGUCCGUACGGAACCGAAGUGACGAGGGGUCAGGAUCUGUCGGGGAAGGAUUUUAGCGGGAAGAGUUUGAUCCAACAAGACUUUAAAACGUCAAUAUUGCGGCAAGCAAGUUUUAAGGGUGCGAAGUUGUUAGGUGCAAGCUUUUUUGACGCUGAUUUAACAGGGGCUGAUCUUUCUGAUGCUGAUCUCAGGGGAGCAGAUUUUUCCUUGGCAAAUGUGACAAAGGCAAAUUUGAGCAAUGCUAACUUAGAAGGUGCAUUUGCUACAGGCAAUACAUCUUUCCGGGGAUCAAAAAUUGUGGGUGCUGGGAUUUUCCAGGGAGUUGAUAAGCCCUUUGGAGAGGCAGAAGGCACAUAAGGAGAUCAUGCACUAGGAGAGUGGAGAAAAAUGAAGCACAGAUAAUGAUCAUCACACCACCUCACCCUGGUUGAUUAAAUGAUCCGAGAAAAGAAUGGAAGACCCAAAGCAAUUUUAUAACUACGAUCUAAUAUUCUACAAUCUGAAAAUUCUUGCAAAUUCAGAACUUAGAUGGCUAGGAAAAUGAAGGUGGAAGCUGCAAAGUUGCAUUCAAACAAGUAUUGUCGUUUUCAUUGCGACUGUUAAGACUUGAUAUGCAUUGUUGACUCACAGCUUAAUAACUUAACCUUUUAGGUAAAAUGGUAGUCUAAGAUGGUAUUAGAGCCAUGGUUGCCAAAAGGUUCUAGGUUUUACUCUUGUUGCCUGCAUUUAUUGUGUGCAAAAUUAUUGUAUUCCUUGUAAUGGGUGUUUUUU